AACACAAACAUACACUUUAGUUCAAGUGGUAUUUUAGAUAGCAUCGGCUUGAGAAGUGACAACGGAAAUGGAAUAUACUGUGUACGUAAAGUGUCCAUAAAUUAACUAGGAUGUUAAACAAUUAUCUGCCAUAAAAUAAAUAUAGGCGCCAUGGCUAAGGACAGGCGGAAUGGAACGGUGUUCGUCAUUGUUGUUGGGUUUUGUUUUGUUGUUGGUUUGAACGGUCAGCCUCUCAUUCAGACUGGAGACGCAGACGACAACUUACUGGACCUGUUUGCUAAAUUCCCAGGAAUAGCUGAUUUAUAUGAAGAUGUACGACAGCAGUCUAUCAUGCUAUCAAAAGCAGAACUUAAAGUUUCUCUUAUUUCAAAGAAUCUGAUUGAGUCAUACGAGAAGGAUGUAGCUGAAGUUAAGAAGUUCUUUACGGAAUCAUCACCGAAUAUUGAAAUGAUAUCACAAAACUUGACCAAAUUUGGUACUUUUGUGAAUGAAACGGAAAGUUCAUUGGAAGAAUUUUCGAAAAAGUUGAAUGGGUUUUCUAAGAAUCUCUCGGAUUUGAUAUCGCGAGCGGAGAGUCAGCAGACGGCGGAUGCUGCCCUGGACAGUCAGAUCCAGAGUUUGAUGCACCAGACAAGUACUGCAGAGAACGUUUCUCAGAUAAUUCUGUCCAAUGUCGAACGAAGAGCAAAGCGAGAGAUUGACCAGUCCUUUAUAGACAAACACAUUGCUUUUGUGAAGGCGGGCAAGAAAAUAAAUUAUAAUCUUUUACGUGGUAGACUUCCUCAAUACGCCAAAGAUGAUACAAGAAGGACAAAACAGACGUUUAUUCUAGUUCAAGUAAAGAAAUCAGAAAAGGAAGCAUCGAAAAGAGCUGACUUUCUUGAAAAAUUCAACGAUGUGGUGAAGAAUAAGCUCAAAAACGGGAUGUGCAAAGCAAAAAGGGACCCAAACCGGCCUUAUAUUAGACAGAACAUUAUCAAGAAAACCUGCCAAAAUAAGAUCAUUGCAAAGGGCCAGUCUCCGGGAAAAGAGGCGAUUGAAACGACCGAUUACUACAUCUGCCCGGUUGGCGUUCAUGAACUUGGACAGGGUACUCGGCUUGUGGAAUUUAACUUACAGGACCCGGAAGUGGAAUGUAAAUCUUCAGAGAAGGGACAGUUUCGGGCAGGGAUUGGGAUUUUUAAGACUGUUAACAACAAGCCAGUUAAUGCAGAAAUUCAAAAGAAGACAAACGAUUGGUUUCUAGUCAAUCAUUUGGAUGGAUCACAAUUAGAGGGCAAUGUUCCAUGUUCAAGCAAAUAACAUUGUACAACGAAACAUAGUGCUUUUAUUAUAUAUAAAUAUUAUAGCGUUUUGUGAA
This is a messenger RNA of Ostrea edulis (European flat oyster), 1360 nucleotides long. RefSeq lists its product as uncharacterized. Lineage: Eukaryota; Metazoa; Mollusca; Bivalvia; Ostreida; Ostreidae. Bases 151 to 1302 code for a protein of 383 amino acids. The record is from RefSeq and is a predicted model, not a curated record. The transcript is spliced from 2 exons.